Ictalurus furcatus (blue catfish) is the source of this 5306-nucleotide messenger RNA. RefSeq lists its product as uncharacterized. The record is from RefSeq and is a predicted model, not a curated record. The transcript has 20 exons. Gene Ontology annotation, biological process: regulation of apoptotic process; innate immune response; inflammatory response. Lineage: Eukaryota; Metazoa; Chordata; Actinopteri; Siluriformes; Ictaluridae. Gene Ontology annotation, molecular function: GTP binding. The coding region runs from base 147 to 4823 and encodes 1558 amino acids.
UCAGGUCUUCUUUACUCGUGCUCCAGCUCUACCUGUUCUGUCGUCACGGCUUGUACUUGAUGAUGCAUCGUGUGUAUAAUGUCAAGGAUUGGACUUAUUUACAACAUUACUCUCAUGGACAGAUGUAAAAGAAAGGUGGAGUAAAGAUGUCCUCCAGUGACCUCAGUUAUGGAUCUGGUGACUCACACCAUCUCCCUGAAGUGAGGAUUGUGCUCUUGGGCUGCAGGAAAGCUGGGAAAAGUUCAUCAGGAAACACCAUCCUGGGCAGAGACGAAUUUGCUUUACGGACAAGCGCAGAGUGUGUGAAGAGACACGGAGAAGUAGCAGGGAGGAAGAUCACAGUGGUUGAAGCUCCAGGAUGGCAGAGAAAUAAAACUGUAAGCAACUCCACUGAGUCAUUUAAACAGGAGAUUGUGCUCAGUGCAUCCACAUGUCCCCACGCUGUUCUGCUGGUCCUGCGUCUAGACGUCAAAUCGUGGAAGAGUGAGAAAAAUGUGUUGGAGGGAUAUCUGAAUCUUCUUGGUGACGAUGUCUGGAAUCAUACCAUAGUUCUGUUCACCUUUGGGGACUCUCUGAGAGACACAACCCUCGAGCAAUACAUGGAGAGAAGAAAAGAGUACAUCCAGUGGCUGACUGAGAAAUGUGGAAACAGAUAUCAUGUGUUUAACAAUGAAAAGAGAGAUGAUGUCUCUCAGGUCACAGAGCUGCUGGAGAAGAUAGAGAAGAUGGUGGCAGGAAAUAGAGGCUGCCAUUUUGAAAUGGACACAAAAGCAGAGCAUAAGACAAAGAAAAAGACAAAGAAACAUAAGGAAAAGGAAAGAAAGGUGGAAGAUUCUGCAGCAGCUUCGACCUCUCCUCCUGUUCGUUGGCCUGCUCGGAUGUGUUCCCCUAUUCCCUCCAGCCCCGGUUCCAUUACACAUCUAAACAACCCUGGAAAGGAGUCAGCAGGCAAACCUCAACCCACACAUCCUACCCAAGGUUCCUACAAGGGUCUUCACACCUCCCCAAAACAUAAACAAAUUUCAAACCGAAGUGUUCAGCACCCAGAAGACAUCCAAGAAUUUACUCCUGAACUGGUUAAAAGGUGUUCUGAGGAUAAGGACGAAGAUAAAUACAGGUUUCUUUGCCCUCAUGCUGGUCGGUUUAAGUGCAGAGUGACUGAACUUGUGUUUGAGACGGAAGGUAAAGGGGAAGUGCUGUACAGAAUAGUAUCCUGGGACAGGAGACGCUUGGAUGGAUUGGGUCAAAAGGAGCCUGCGGGACCUCUGUAUAAUAUCAACAGCCCUGAAGGUUGUAUCCGUCGUCUGCACUUUCCACACUGUGAGACCGUUACCAAUGUGGUUAAAUUGACUGUGGCGCACGCAACUAGUGGAAACGUGGAGAUCAUUCAGCCGCUAAAAGUAACAGACACACAUGUGAUCAUUCACAUCCAUGGUCUCUCCCUGUUCGCUUUAUUAAAAGCGCUGGUAUUCCAAGCGUAUCCCAUUAGAGCCCAAGUUCUCCUGUUCCAUAAAAAAAAGACUGGAAAACACAGUGUGAGUAAACUGAACAUCCAUCUGUUGCCAGGGAAUGUGCCAGUUAAAGAGGUGCAGAAACAACGCAAGUGCAACGAGAACAUCGAGACAACCUCCAAAUGUCAGCUGAUCCCUGGGAAACUAUACAGGCCGUGCUGUAAAACUACUGACCGUGAUUAUGUACCUCAACCAGAGAAAGAGACGUUUGAUCUUGACUACGGCCCCAACUAUCACCCUACGUUUGAGGUGUUGUUUAAUACCGAGCUUGAUAAGAUCACUCUAAGUCUUUUGGAUGAAAAUGGCCAGGAGGUGUGGACGCCACGUGAUGUCCCGCUUCUUACAGAUACAGAGGCAGUCUCAACAAACACGGAUACAGCAGGUGCUGUCUUUGUGGACAAACACAGAGAAAAGCUCAUUCAGAGAGUUCCUUCAGUAAUGGAGGUUGCAGACGGUCUAAAGAGCAAGAACAUGAUUACUGCUGAAAUGUACAAUAACAUUCAGGCAAAGCCAACACCUCAGGGUAAAAUGAGAGCAUUGUACGCAUGUCUCGACUCGGGGGGAAGAGCUGCGAAAGAAGAAUUCUAUGACAUCCUUGAAAGGAAGCACAUUUAUUUAGUAGACGAUUUGAAGUCUGAAUCAGAUCAGGCCUAUAUGCUGGCUUGCUCAUUAAUAACUCAGUUUGACCCAGCACCCAAAAACCCAGCAACCGGGUUUAUCCUGGUUUUGAUGUCCGUACAGCAUGACACUGCGAAAUGUUCUUUAGCAAAAUGUGUUUUUAUCUUGCAUUGUAGAUGUGAAAAAGAGCUGGAGGAACAGUUAAAGAUGGCACUCACUUACCUCAGAUCUGGAUCAGACCAACAUCUCUCAGAGCUGAGAAUUUUGCUUGUGGGAAAUGUGAAGUCGGGAAAGAGUUCAGCAGGAAACACCAUAUUGGGCAGAAAAAGAUUUGGCUUCAGUAGAACUGCAAACAUCACUCUGGUUGAAGCUCCAGGAUGGUUGAAUGAUAGACUUGUAGAAGAGAGCACCAAUUUACUUAAAGAGGAGAUUGUCCUCAGUGUAUCCAUGUGUCCUCCAGGACCUCAUGCUGUGCUGCUGGUCGUAGGUUUGGACAUUAAUUUUCAAGAUAUUGAUAGACAGAUAUUAGAAGGACACAUGAAUCUUUUUGGUGACCAGGUCUGGACUCACACCAUAGUUCUGUUCACGUUUGGAGACUCGCUGGAAAACAUCACCAUUGAAAAACACAUUGAAAAUGAAGGGAAUGCCCUCAAAUGGCUGGUAGAGAAAUGUGGCAACAGGUAUCACGUUUUCAUGAAUGAUAAUGGGAAUCAUAUGCAGGUUACAGAUCUUCUAGAGAAGAUAGAGGAGAUGGUGGACAGAAACAGGGGUCACCAUUUUGAAACUGACACAAAGAUUUUACAAGAAUUGGAAGAGAAAAGGAGAGUAGAGGAAGGGAGAUCAAUGGAGAGAAGAAGGAAGGUGUCAAAGCAGAGAGAAGAAAUUAGAAAGCACAUGUGUCCGACAAACCAUUUUCCAGAGGUGAAUAUUUUGCUGCUGGGCUGCAGGAAUGCUGGGAAAAGUUCAGCAGGAAACAUCAUCCUACGCGGAGAAGCAUUUCAAUUAAACAGAGCUGUGGAAUCUGUAAUGAGAGAGGGAAAUGUAGCAGAUAGGAAGAUCACUGUGGUUGAAGCUCCAGGAUGGUGGCCUGAUAGACCUGUCGAGGAGAGCACUGAGAUGCUUAAACAGGAGAUUGUCCUCAGUGUGUCCGAGUGUCCUCCAGGACCACAUGCUGUACUGGCGGUGGUAAAUGGGGACAGGAUGUUCAGAAAGAACGACAGAGAAAUAUUAGAAGGAUACCUGAUGCUUCUCGGUGACAAAGUCUGGAAUCACACUAUAGUUCUGUUCACCUUUAUGGACACUCUGGGAAACACAACCAUAGAGAGACACAUCGAGAGUGAAGGGGAGGAUCUCCAGUGGCUGGUUGAGAAAUGUCAAAACAGAUAUCAUGUUUUUAAUAUUCAAAAGAGGGAUGAUGAUAUUCAGGUCAAAGAGCUGCUGGAAAAGAUAGAGGAGAUAGUGGCAGGAAACAAAGACUGCCAUUUGGAAAUCGACACAAAUCUAUCACUAUUAAUAGAGAGGAGGAAAGAAGAGAUAGACAGGUCAAUGGAGAGGAUGCGUUGGGUGUCAAAGCACAGAGAAUUCAUUCACUCACAAAUGCGUAGCCUACACCGUUUCUCAGAGCUGAGCAUUGUACUGCUGGGCUGCAGGAAUUCUGGGAAAAGUUCAACAGGAAACACAAUCCUUGGGAACGAUAAAUCUGAGUUUAACAGUAAAAGUAAAACUUGUGUCAAGAGACAGGGAAAUGUAUCAGGGAUGAAUCUCACUGUAGUUGAAGCUCCAGGAUGGUGGCCUGAUAGACCUGCCGAGGAGAGCACUGAGAUGCUUAAACAGGAGAUUGUCCUCAGUGUGUCCGGGUGUCCUCCAGGACCACGUGCUGUACUGCUGGUGGUAAAUGGGGACAGGAUAUUCACAGAGAAAGACAGAACAAUAUUAGCAGGAUACAUGAAGCUUCUUGGUGACAAAAUCUGGAGUCAGACCAUAGUUCUGUUUACCUUUGGGGACUCUCUAGGAAACACAACAAUAGAGAGACACAUUGAGAGUGAAGGGGAGGCUCUACGGUGGCUGGUUGAGAAAUGUGGAAACAGAUAUCAUGUCUUUAACAAUAGACAGGCACACGAUAAUGAUCAGGUCCCUGAGCUGCUGCUGAAGAUACAGAUGAUUGCAGAAAAAGGAUGCUAUCAUUUCGAAAAGGUCCCGAAGACAUUACGACGAGUAGAAGAGUCGAAGGAAGUAGAGGAUGAGAGACUGAUGGAGAGGAUGUUAAAAGUGUUCAACGAACAUGUGUACUCAAAUAUAUUACAAAAGAUGAGACCAGAGGAAGAGACAUUAUUGGAGAGAAAGGCAAAGGUUCCGCAGUCACCUCCCACCUUCCAAAAACAUCUCGGUACAGAGGCAACGUCACCCAAAACAGAUGUAACAGGUGCUGACUUCGUGGAUCAGCACAGAGAAACGCUCAUUCAGAGAGUUACUUCAAUCAUGGAGAUCGCGGACAGUCUAAGAAGCAAGGAAAUGAUCACUAAGGAAAUGUACAGUUACAUUGAGGUACAGUCAACACCUCAAGAGAAAAUGAGAGAACUGUACAAACAUCUGGAAUCAGGAGGAAGAAAAGUGAAAGCUGAAUUCUAUCAAAUUCUUAAAAAGAAGCAGCCCUUCUUGGUCGAGGAACUGGAGUUCAGAGCAGUUCAGGUUUAGUUAACACUUAAUGGAGAGCACGUAUGCUUGCAUUUUUCAGUUGUGUUAUUGUAAACAUUAUAUCAAAGUAAAUAUUUCAACCAAUUACAGUGCCUUCAAGUAUUCAUCCUCCUUCAAAGUCAUCAGAUUCAUUUGGAUUACAAAUGACACUCACACAGAUAGCACACCAGACAGCAUUGUUAUUGCAAACCAUUAUGCUCUUCAAGUACAUUUUCAACUAAAUGAUCAUUAUUUGUCACUGAUCUAAAAAAAAAAAGAAAAAAAAAUGAAUAAAAAAUCUUGCUUGCAUAAGUAUUCAGUCCUUUCAGGCUAGUACUUUCCUUUCAACUUUGCACACUGUUUGGGAGUCAUUUUUACCCAUUCUUCAAUUUUCAAGCAGUGCCACAGAUUCACAGUGAGAUUCAGAUCUGGAUUGCUUAUUGCGUAUUGGCCUUGUGUUUGGGAAAGUUGUCCUAUUGAAAGUGAAUGUUUCUCCCAAGCUUG